Molecule: messenger RNA, 1280 nt
Organism: Rubroshorea leprosula
Lineage: Eukaryota; Viridiplantae; Streptophyta; Magnoliopsida; Malvales; Dipterocarpaceae
Source: the annotation of a GenBank genome assembly
CUCUCUCUCUCUUGAAAGGCAAAAGGUAAAAUAAUUUAUUAAUAUUGAGUACCAGGGGUACUCAACCCAUAUAUUAACCCUACAUUAUGAGGGGUUAUGAGGGGACAGUAAAAACAAAAUGCUCUUAAUUCUUGCAACAAAACUUGGGGUUAAGUAACCAGUUUGAAAGAUAAGAAUGGAUGCUUUCACUCCUAUUCUUAAGCCAGUGAAAAUAUUGAACUUGAAUAAGUCAACCUUCAGUACCCUUCUCUCGCUCUCCCGAACCAUCCCCAUCCUUGGUAAACUUCAGCCAGUAGCCGCACCACCAUCCGCCAGCGAUGGAGCUUCCCAUGCCCCAAAACAACUUCCUCACCGAUCCAUCACUCCUCCCUCGUCCCUCGGAUCCUGUUCUUCCUCAUGCAUCCUCGGCUUUUUCUCUCUCUCAUCUCCCGGAUCUUCAUCCUUGAACAACUGGCAACCUUCUUUUGAAGCCACCGCCGGUGCUCAUCUGUCAAAGAAAAUUGCGAGUGAUCUUGGCUUCAAACUGCCUUCUCGAACCGUUCCAGUAGUCCAGAACCAACCAUACCGGCGAGUGAGCAGCAGGAUGAGCGAGAGUUCAAUUAGAUCUACCAGCCGGCGACGGAGGUGAGGUGCACGCGAAGCUCCAACGAUUCGGCAAAGUUUUAAUUUCCUAUCGACUGGUUUAGAUUUGCAGAUCUGUACUACUACGGAGCACGAAUGGAGUGACGAGAGGCUAAUGUCGACACAGAUUGAAGGCCCAUAUGCAUUUCACAGAUUCAAGAUCGGAGGGGCCUAAAUGCAUUGCAGACUCUGGUAAAGGAGAAACAGAUUUAAAAAGCCCAAAAACCGUGAAUCCAAAAGGCCCGAAGAGUUGAUUUUCUGGAAUGUUCUUUAGGGUUUCUGUGUUUGGAUAUAAAUAGAGGGCUUUAGGUUAGAAACUGAGGGGAGGAAGGUCUCGGUUUUGGUUUUGGGUGUGGAGAACGGCGGCAAGAAAGGAGAGGAAUUUUGCUAGAAAGAGUCGGUGAUUUGGGAGAAGAUUUGAGUCUACUUUGUAGGUAAUUUUCUAAACAAAGGAGUUUUUCUGGGAACGGUGGUGAAGGGAACGAUGGGAGCCUGGUCUCGUGGGUGGGAUCCCUCCCAUCAGAUUUGGAUCUGCUUUUCCUAGAAGAAUUCUACCGUGGGUGUUGCUUUGUUUGUUGAUUUCUUUCUCUUUGUAUUUUUCAUUUAAUGUUCAAGAUUGUAUGUAUUUCUUGAGAAAUGAAUGAAAGAUCAUAGAUUUG